AUGGCUUCACCGACAACCGACGGCAAGAAGGAGAGCUCGUACCACCACCAUCACCACGCCUCCUACAACGCGAUCCGCGGAAACCUCGAGCGCGCGCUGCGCGGAAGCAUCGAGCGCAUGCGCGGGGCGCGGGGGAGCAUCGAGCGCAACGCGACCGCCGUCGGCGGAAACCUGGAGCGCGCCAUCCGCAUUGCGCGCGGAAACCGCCAAUUGCCCGCCUACCUCCUCUUCCUCGUCGCGCUGAUCUCCCUAUCGGUCCUUGUUUCCCAGUCCUCUGAUUGGACACCGUCCGCGGUCUUCGACAACGCCGAUUCGAUAACGGUCUCUUUUCCCGCCAAAACCGACUCCAGCCAUCCGAGCGGCGCGACGGCAGAAGCGGCAGGCACGAAUACCAAUGGUGCUGCCGAGAAAACACUAGUCUGGGAGACCUCCUGUCUGGGCGUUACUAAGGAGCAGUACUUAAUCUCCGGGGCUAAAUACCUCUACGUUCCGACGGCGGGCGACCUGUGUAUGGGGAUGGGGCAUUUUAAGUGGAGCCUGGUGUGUAGGCUGUCUGAGGCGGCGUUCUUAAAUCGAACGCUGGUGCUGGAUACGAUGGUGUGCUUAAACGGGGCACAUAAUAACGAGGGGUAUGGGCUGGUGCGGCCGCUCUAUGCCUACUUCGACUUACACGAGCUAAAGAGGUAUCAUCUGCCUGGAUUCAGAAUGGUGUGGGUGGGUCAUGGGUGGGUAAGAAGCGGUGCAGAGGGGUAUGGGCUGGUGCGGCCGCUGUAUGCCUACUUCGAUCUGCACGAGCCGAAGAGCCCCCCGCCCUUUCCCCCUCCCUGCCGAGCCACCUCCCCUUCACGCCACUACAUUCGUGUGACUUUUGAGAAUUCUCAAAAGUCACACGGCUUCAGAGAAGCCGCCCCAUCCGCCCACCUCUCCACUCUCAUCGCUCCCAAGCUCCCUACCCCUUGCCCCGGGCCCAUUCUUUCUCCCCCCCCUUCCCCCAUCUACCUCCCAUUCGCCAGCAGCAGCACUGGCAGAGGGGCAGAGGGGCAGAGGGGGACAGGAGGGACGGCAGCAGCCCCAUCUGCUCAUCUCCCCACUCUCAUCGCUCCUAAGCUCGAGCCAGCAGCAGCGCUGGCAGAGGGGGAGAGGAGGGACGUGCAGCUGACCAAUCAUAGUCCUAUGCCUUCCCCCUCAUUGCCAGCAGCAGCACUGGUUUCAGGGCAGCAGCCCCAUCUGCUCAUCUCUCCACUCUCAUCGCUCCCAAGCUCAGUUUCCCCUGUCUCCCUUGUCCCCCUCAUUUCCCCACGCCCCUUCCCCAGCCACCUGCCCUUCACCCCACUACAGGGCUUCAGGGCAGCCGCCCCAUCUGCCCAUCUCUCCACUCUCAUCACUCCCAAGCUCGAGCCAGCAGCGGCGCUGGCAGAGGGUGAGAGGAGGGACUUGCAGCUGAUCAUUCGGAAUCCCACUCCUUUUGUCAAACUCUCUUCUCCUCCCUUCCGUUCUUCUCCCUUCCCCAUAUCUCCCCCAUCUGCCCCCCUCCCCCUGCCCCAGCCAUCUCCCCUUCACCCCUCUACAGGGCUUCAGGGCAGCAGCCCCGGCUUCAGGACAGUAGCCCCAUCCGCCCAUCUCGCCACUCUCAUCGCUCCCAAGCUCGAGCCAGCAGCGGCGCUGGCAGAGGGGGAGAGGAGGGACGUGCAACUUAUCAUUCGGAAUCUCACCUCCACUACGGAUUUUGGGUUCGCCUCGUGUGAUGCACCCGAGGGGGCGGUGAGUGGCUGGCAGUGGUGA
This is a messenger RNA of Closterium sp. Naga37s-1, 1782 nucleotides long. NCBI's taxonomy places the organism in Eukaryota, Viridiplantae, Streptophyta, Zygnematophyceae, Desmidiales, Closteriaceae. The record is from the annotation of a GenBank genome assembly.